AUGUCUGGCGCAUCUGAUCGCGAGCCAGUCUUCCCGACCCGGCAGUCGCUGGGUAUCAUGAAGGCGAAGCUCAAGGGAGCUGAGACUGGUCACAGUCUGCUGAAGAGGAAGAGUGAAGCUCUCACAAAACGUUUCCGAGAGAUCACGAGAAGAAUAGACGAAGCCAAGCGCAAGAUGGGUCGGGUCAUGCAGAUCGCCGCCUUUUCCCUGGCCGAAGUUACAUACGCUGUCGGCGGCGACAUUGGCUACCAGGUGCAGGAGUCCGCUAAGUCGGCCCGGUUCCGGCUUCGAACUCGCCAGGACAAUGUGUCUGGUGUAUUGCUGCCUGCGUUCGAAAGCUACCUGACGGAAGGGAAUAACGAUUUUGGUCUGACCGGUCUCGGCAAGGGAGGUCAGCAAGUCCAGCGCUGCCGCGAGACAUAUGCUCGAGCAGUGGAAGCUCUCGUUGAGCUUGCCAGCUUGCAAACGGCCUUUGUCAUUCUCGACGAGGUCAUCAAGGUGGUCAACAGACGAGGUCAGAUAACAAUGACGCCUGUCACCACCGUAUUACAGCCUGCUAACUCUCCCCAAGUCAACGCCAUCGAGCAUGUUAUUAUACCCCGCACAGAGAACACCAUCAAAUACAUUAACUCAGAGCUGGACGAGGUCGCCGGCAAGAAACAACGAGACAAUGCUGUUGCUGAUGCGGAGAUGAAGGCGAAGCGCCUAGCGCAAGCCAAGGCCGAAGGGGACGAGGCGGCGGUCGAAGCAGCCGAGGAUGAGCCUGCCGAUAUGCUGGCGGCCGAGGAGGACGACGAUGUCAUCUUUUAA
This is a messenger RNA of Cordyceps fumosorosea ARSEF 2679, 810 nucleotides long. Its product is annotated as vacuolar ATP synthase subunit D. Gene Ontology annotation, molecular function: proton-transporting ATPase activity, rotational mechanism. NCBI's taxonomy places the organism in Eukaryota, Fungi, Ascomycota, Sordariomycetes, Hypocreales, Cordycipitaceae. Bases 1 to 810 code for a protein of 269 amino acids. The transcript is spliced from 5 exons. Gene Ontology annotation, cellular component: vacuolar proton-transporting V-type ATPase complex; fungal-type vacuole membrane. Gene Ontology annotation, biological process: vacuolar acidification. The record is from RefSeq and is a predicted model, not a curated record.